CCGCUACAAGACUGCAUUCAAGACACGAUAUGGGCAUUUGGAAUGGCUGGUUAUGCCUUUUGGCCUUACGAAUGCCCCGACCAUGUUCCAAGCGGCUGGCCCCGACCAUGUUCCAAGCGGCUAUGACAACGGAGUUCCGAUACAUGCUGGACAUAUUUGUACUCAUCUACCUCGACGAUAUCUUGGUGUAUAGCCGGAGUUUGGACGAGCAUGUGGAGCACCUGCGCACCGUUUUGGAGCAGCUACGACAAACCAAGUACAAAGCCAACCACGACAAAUGCGAAUUCAUGCGACAAGAGCUUGAUUAUUUGGGUCAUUAUGUGACGCCGCAAGGCAUCCGUCCGCUUGGGGACAAGAUUGAGGUCAUCCGCGUAAGGCCUGAGCCCACCAACACCACGGAAGUUCGCUCAUUCAUGGGGUUGGCGGGCUACUAUCAGCGCCUCAUUACUGAGUACUCAAGGAUUGCCGCACCAUUGGCGAGAUCACAAUUGCCAAAGGUUCCAUUCUUAUUCAACGACGAAGCGUGCCGGUCAUUCCAAACACUGAAGACGGCCAUGCUCAUGGCACCCGUCCUUAGCAUCUACGACCCCACCUUGCCAACGAGAGUGACAACCGACGCCUCUGACUAUGGUAUUGAGGCAGUCUUGGAACAACACGACGGCAACGACUGGCACCCCGUGGAGUAUUUCAGCCACAAGGUGCCUCCCAUCAACUCACUUGAUGAUGCAAGGAAGAAGGAGUUGCUCGCGUUCAUGAUGACUCUCAAGCGAUGGCGGCACUUCCUCCUUGGGCGUCGUAGGUUCACAUGGGUCACGGAUAACAACUCGUUGACCUACUACAAGAUGCAAGAUACGGUGAGCAGCACUAUCGGGUGAUGGAUGUACUUCAUCGACCAAUUUGACUUCACACCGAAACAUCUCGCCGGCCCCUCCAAUCGCGCAGCAGAUGCACUCUCGCGAAGACCCAAUC
Chara braunii is the source of this 969-nucleotide messenger RNA. The record is from the annotation of a GenBank genome assembly. NCBI's taxonomy places the organism in Eukaryota, Viridiplantae, Streptophyta, Charophyceae, Charales, Characeae.